CGUUUAGGCUUUUGAAAAAGAAAAGAAUCUAUAUAUCCGGGCUAUUCGAUCCCAACCGUCAGAUCCAUGGACCCUUUCACGAAUACGAAUACUCGCGUGUGUCGCCUCUCCCCACAAGGCAGACAGACCUCCUCCGCAGGGUCCAGCUUCGUGAUUCCGUUCCUUUGGGCUGAAUACAACUGUUUCCACAAGUUUAAGAGUUAUGGAUCAACCAUCCAUUGAGGAUGUACGACGACAACAUGGCCUCAUCAUUACCUCUGCUAUCAUGAUAGCCAUGGCCAUGCUGUUCGUCCUCCUCCGAUGCAUCAGCAGGUUCAUCCUUGUCCGAACUCCCGGCCCAGAUGACUACUUCAUCAUUGCUGCUAUGACCCUCACUCUUGGCUACCUCAUCAACCUUAUCAUCCUCACGCACAAUGGCAUCGGGAUGCCAAUGUCGACGCUCACUCUAGAUAACAUGGUCAACUUUCUCAAGAUCACUCUCGCUAUCCAAGCCAUGUACUAUGCCAACAUCUUUUGCAUCAAGGUGUCCAUCCUCUUUACCUACAUCCGGUUUGCCGUAACACGCACCUUUCGUUACCUUUGCAUAGGAACAAUCAUCUUGCACGUUGUUUUCCUUCUUGUUUGCAUUAUUACUACUCUGUUACAAUGCCAGCCUCUUCACAAGAUGUGGGACUUUACCGGCGCUGUCGAAGGCACCUGCAUCAAUACAACGGCCUUCUUUUACUUCACAUCCGGCUUCAACAUCCUCACCGACCUCUGGAUCCUCCUCCUCCCCAUCUCCACCCUCCGCGGGAUCAAUCGACCCACCCGCGAAAAGAUUGCCCUCUUCCUCAUCUUCGGGGUCGGCACCUUCGCAGCCGUCGCCUCCAUCGUCCGCCUGCACACCAUCUACACCUACACCCUAGCCGAUGACCCGUUUCACGAGGGAAUCAAAGUCAACCUCUGGUCAGUAAUCGAGCUGACCAUCGCCAUCUCAUGCGCCAGUGUCAGCGCGUUGAAGCCCAUCUUCAGUGGACGACAAAGGAAACUCACCAGGGGAGCGAGGAGAGGAAGGGGAGGUGGUUAUAGCUACGGGAGCUACGGGACGGGGACGUGGUCGCGGGUGGAUAACACCGGGAAGGGCACCGUUUCAGGUUCAGGAGGGAGUAGGAGUACAGGGACGUGGCUUACGAAGAAGAGUAAGGGGAGUAAUGGUGGAUUGGGAACGCAGUCCAGCGAGGACGGAUUACAUGGCGAAGAGGAAGCUGAGCUGCAAACGCUUGGCUCACACGCCGAUAGCCACGCUGACGAUCAGGCUGCAGAGAAAGAGAGGGAGAAGGAGCUCACGCCUGCGCAUAAGGAGUAUCGCCGGUGGGCGCACUCCUCCCAUACGAGACUAGGAAGCCGUGAUGGCCAACAACCGCACCAUACACGGCAACACUCCCGCCAACAAUCCACCUCGCUCUCCUCCCCCAACGGCCAAAACCUGCCCACCCCCGACGGAAGCACAGCCGACAGCGCCUCCCUCCCCAUCCAACGCCCCAAACCCGCAGCCAUCGCCAUAAACCAGACCCGCCCAUUGUCACCACCACCACCACCGCUGUCGCCUAGCCACAUGGCCCACUUCGGGUAUCAGGGACCUGGACAGCAGCAGCAAUACGAGGCUCAGGUGGGGAAUAAUCAGGAACCCGGUAGAUGGGUAGAAGUAGAAACGGCCGCCACGAGAACUGUGUAUACACAGGGCGGGGAGGUGAGGAUUACGCCGUUGCAUAGACCUGGGGGCGGCGGUGCUAGGGGGAGGAAGAUGGAGAGGGGGAUGUCGGUUUCGGAGAGUAAGGGGCAGCCGCAGGGGCAGGGUUCUGUGUGGUCUGGACAAAGACAGGGACAGGAGGGGAUGGGGAUAUGGGCGGGACAGGAGGUUAGGCAGGAGGUUAAUAACGAAUGGCCGGGAAUGGUCAAGAGGGCGAGUAGUUCGGAGAGUCUUUUGGUGUUGCAGAAGUAAAUACUUUGCCCUACUGCCUGCUUAAUACAUGUUAUGUUUGUUGACA
Messenger RNA from Neurospora tetraspora, 2027 nucleotides. RefSeq lists its product as uncharacterized. The record is from RefSeq and is a predicted model, not a curated record. The coding region runs from base 203 to 1981 and encodes 592 amino acids. The transcript has 5 exons. NCBI's taxonomy places the organism in Eukaryota, Fungi, Ascomycota, Sordariomycetes, Sordariales, Sordariaceae.